Molecule: messenger RNA, 1774 nt
Organism: Magnolia sinica
Lineage: Eukaryota; Viridiplantae; Streptophyta; Magnoliopsida; Magnoliales; Magnoliaceae
Exons: 13
Coding region: 177-1445 (422 amino acids)
Biological process (GO): glycerophospholipid biosynthetic process
Cellular component (GO): mitochondrion
Source: RefSeq, a predicted model, not a curated record
AGUUUCCAGGGAGAAACAGCGCACGUCCACCAGAACAAUAGGAUCGACCGUUGAAAAGUGGGCCCACCUCUAAAGAAGCUCGGGCCAAACAAGUAGCACUGCUAUCGCGAGGAAAGCUGGUGGGGAAGGAAAUGCCCGAAGCUUCUCUCGAGUAUCGAGUCUAGUGACAGUGAGAGAUGAGGUUCCUCUCCGUACUUAGGGUUCCGCAUGGCAAAACCUGUGAGAUAUGCAGAGCUGCUCUUUCUCAUCUUCACUUACAAAACGGAAGAUCAUUGUCUUCUUCCACAUUCGUGCCUUCUUUCGGCAUUGCAUUCGACAUUGACGGCGUCAUUUUGAGAGGCCGGACACCGAUCGGAGGGUCUCCCGUCGCAUUGAGAAGGUUGUAUAGUGAUUGCGGUGCUUUGAAGAUUCCAUUUCUGUUCUUAACAAAUGGCGGUGGCAUCCCAGAAGCAAGACGUGCCUACGAGUUAGGGAAACUCUUGGAAGUUAUCAUUAAGCCUUUGCAGGAUCAAGUGUUAGGGAAGAUACUCGCAAAGGGGCCUAAAGUUGGACGAUUGUUUCCUCUACAUUUUUCCAUUCCUUCUUGCAUUUCUUUGGCUUGUACUACUGUAAACAAUAAGGGUGAAGUUGUACAGGGUCAUUCGCCUUUCAAAGAUCUGGUGAAUAGAUUUGAGAACGAACUCAUUAUUGCCACUGGAAAAGGUGAACCCGCUGCGGUGAUGUCUGAAUAUGGAUUUAAAAAAGUUCUUUCGAUCGAUGAGUAUGCAUCCUAUUUCAAUGACAUUGAUCCCCUUGCUCAGCAUAAGACUUGGGGAAGCAAGCAGGCAUUUGAUACGAAGGCGAUGCACCCGAGAUUCAAUGUUUUCUCAGAGGAAGUUCAAGCAGCAUUUGUUGUUAGUGAUCCUGUUGAUUGGGGCAGGGACAUUCAGGUCCUCUGUGACAUUUUAAGAUCUGGUGGUCUUCCUGGAAGGAAGAAUGGUGGACAUCAACCUUCACUAUUUUUUGCAGCUGAUGAUCUUGAAUACCAGGCUUCAUUUCCUUCUGAACGCCUUGGUAUGGGUGCUUUCAGGAUUGCACUAGAAAGCAUCUUCAACAGAAUUCAUCAUGACACUCUAAAGUAUACGUCUUUUGGGAAACCAAAUCCAUCUGUUUUCAAGAAUGCUGAAGGUAUAUUGAAAGAACUUUGGUCUAUCUGUUAUGCCGAUCAUCAUAUUGUGAAAGACAGAGACACUAUAAAUCAUCCAUUCAAAACAAUUUAUAUGAUUGGAGAUAAUCCUUCAGUUGACAUCAAAGGAGCACGGAAGGCAGGACAUCCCUGGUUUUCCAUUUUGACACGGACGGGCGUUUUCAAGGGGAAAGAAAAUGAUUCACAUUUUCCAGCUGAUGUGGUUGUUGACACUGUCGAGGAAGCGGUGGAUUACAUUUUGAGAAAGGAGGCGGCCUAAAAUACCUGCAACAUACUUUUCCAGCAUGUCACUUGCUUCCCAUGUCAAGCAAUUGAUGUAUGUACAUGAAAGCUGAUACACGAACAAUUUCAAUUGAGGAAACAAGUCCUUGGAAGACGACGAUUCCUUAUUUGGAUUCGCUGGAUGUCUCUCUCGCAUGCUUGCGUGCAUCUUUUUCAUUAGACCAUAGUUUUGAAAAGGCAACUCAAUUCAAUAGCCAGUCUGGUCAAGUUGACACAACUCAUCCAGGUACGCAGAUACUCUUAUUGAAUAAUACAUGUAUGAUGAAAUUAUGGUUGGAAAAAGAAGGAAGGAAACAGUUGCGUAGA